UGACAUGCGUAUUGAAAACUUCCGAUGUAAACAAAACUGGGAAGCAUGACAACUGUCAAAUUUACAAGAAGUUUGUUCAAUUUGACAUCACGCAGACAUUUUCUUAGCACAGCCAGAUUCAUCCAUUAUGUCCAGGGACAGUCCCCUGAACCGAAAAUCAGAGAAUACUUUUACUUUAUUGAUCAUCAAGGACAGCUUUUCCUGGAUGAUUCCAAAAUGAAGAAUUUCACUUCCUGUUUCAAAGAGAAGGCCUUUCUUGCAUUCUUCUUCUCUCGGCUGAAGAUGAACGAGACUGAUCGCUUCCGAGAGGAAUUUCCUUAUCUGUCCCCGUGUGGUCGAGAGAGGAACUUCAUUCGAUGUGAUGACAAACCUGUAGUCUACACCAAAAUCCUCCCUUCCCGACAAGCAGAUGGGUCCAGCCUCCUCUCCUAUGGGGGUGCUGGAGAGUUACUGACUGUGCGCUUUGAACCAGAGAAAGUAUGCAUGCUACCUUCCAGUGGGAGAGUCUACCAUCCUGCAGCCCCAGUAAUUGGGGGCGUAGGAUUGAUCAAAUCCAGCCUUGCCAUCGAAUUAAGUCGAGACUUUGAGUUUGAAAAAGGGGAAACUAAUCCUCCGACUCAUUUUACAUGGAAGGGUGUCCGACUGGAAUUGACCAAUGAGCUGCUUUCUCUAAUGGGGGAAAGCCAGUAGGAAAAUAUUUUCCAUACUCAGAGUACCGUAUUUCCUCUGUUAAGAGACUGGGCCCAUAUUAACUUUACUAUCAGACCCGGCUUGUAUCAGAGGCUGAGGAGAAGGUGUCUAGUUGUCUUAUAAAGGUCAUUCUCUUUGCUGUGCUGAGUUGCGUCCCUGAAGCAUGCCAGAAAUCUGUCAUUGUGGGUUUGAAUCACGGUUUGUCCUAUUUAUGUUUCUAGGUUUGUCAGCACCCAACCCAUGCUCAUCGGUUUCACCUAAAUGGUAAACAUCUAAGACCUCAUAACUUACCGCUUACGGCUUUCCUCCGCAUCAAGCUGACAUGCCAUCAUAUGACUGCAAAGCUGUUCAAAGUGACGUUAAGUCGAACUCACUCACUCGUUCAUAUCAGAGGCAGAGUGCCAGACCUUAUUGAUUCUAUGUCGGCUUGGUUUAAAAACCUUAUGGCAUUCAAUUGUAAUGGGGAGAAAUAAUUAGCUUGGUCAUCUUAUCUGUAAACAUUGGCUGCAAUAGAGGCUGGCUUUUAACAGAGGAAAUACGGUAUGAUACUCUCCGCUCCAAUAAGUGCACCCUUGUUUUGAGAACCACAUUUCACGUAUUACUGCCACUGCUUGACACAAGUUUGUUACAAAGAAACCUUGUUAGUCCACACACCCUGCUUUCUGGAUGAUUGAGCAUGUACCCUUUUGCUAACCCCGUGAAGAUCUAGGUUAGAAUUUGUCUCCAGCAACCCAUGCUUGUUGCAUGAGGUGACUGAUGGGAUUGCUGACUUGGUUGAUGCUUGUCAUUGUAUCCCUAUUGUGUAGAU
Molecule: messenger RNA, 1498 nt
Organism: Haliotis rufescens (red abalone)
Lineage: Eukaryota; Metazoa; Mollusca; Gastropoda; Lepetellida; Haliotidae
Product: UPF0598 protein CG30010-like
Exons: 3
Coding region: 46-690 (214 amino acids)
Source: RefSeq, a predicted model, not a curated record